UCUCAGUUCUUCCAAUGUAAGUGAAAAAAAUAUAAAAAUAGUACAAAACAUAAGCGAAACAAAACAUUAUUUUUAUUUUUGGGUUCACACAGUAGAAUGAACAUAUAAAUACUUAUACUAUAAGAAAACAAAGCAACGGUUCUGCGUUCAUGGCCACUGCCCUCCCCUACUUUCUCUCUCUAAUCCAAUAACUCAAUUUUCCAUUCCUUUUCUCCGAAUUUUGUUCACUAGAUUUCAUCCUAUGUGUAUCUUCCGAGCAAUGUCAAGCGGCGGAGCCACCACCAAUCCACCCACCGCCACCACCCCCACCGUCACCCACCACCGCCGCCGCGUCGCCGACACCGAUCAGGAGAAGGAGAAGCCCGCCGCCGAUCCGGCGCCAACCUCCGCCGCUUCGGAUCGCUCGAAGAGAGACGCGGACGAAGAGGCAAUGUUCAGCAACAGCAACGGCAGCGGCAGCGCCCACGGCGGCGGAGGGGGAGGCGGGGGAUUGUACCACCACCACCAUCACCACCACCCGACAAUACGGUAUCUGCUGUCACGGAAGAGAGUGCCGGAGAGUUGGAUUUUGCGCGGCGAGGAAUGUGUGUUGAGUGCGUGUGCAGUUUUCAAUUCUUUGACCUCAAGGAAGAACAUGGGGCGCACGGUUUUCGUGUUCCUUUUGGUGUUGAUGAUGGUCUCGGCCUUCAUGAAGUUCUCCUUCGGCGGCGCUGUCUCCGGCGCCGGCAAUAUUAUCAGGACGGAGAAGGAGAUUUUGUUUAUUCACAAUUUUAAGAACGAUUUGUCGUCUAAUGCGCAUAUGGCCGUUUUUGAUUCCGAAGCAUCGAACGGCGCCGCUUUGCAGAAGCGGCAGAUGAAGGAAUUUCCGGUCCCAGAAAUAUGGAUGAAACCCAAUAGUGACAACUACUACAGAUGCAUAAAUCGACCAAGAAAUUGGAUAAGGACAAGCAACAAGACGAACGGAUACAUUUUAGUUCAUGCAAACGGAGGAUUGAAUCAAAUGAGAACAGGCAUAUGUGAUAUGGUUGCAGUAGCAAAGAUUAUGAAUGCCACUCUUGUGCUUCCUUCCCUUGAUCAUCAGAGCUUUUGGACAGAUCCGAGUGACUUCAAGGAUAUCUUUGAUUGGAAGCAUUUUAUCGAGGCUUUGAAAGAGGAUAUCGACAUAGUUGAGACGCUGCCGCGACGGUAUGCAUCAGUGCAUCCCCUGAUCAAGGCGCCCGUGUCAUGGUCCAAGGCUAGUUACUACAGAGGAGAAAUCCUUCAUCUGCUGAAGAAGCAUAAGGUCAUCAAGUUUACGCAUACAGACUCGCGCCUCGCCAACAAUGGCCUGCCCUCCUCCAUACAGAAGCUGAGGUGCCGUGCUAACUAUGAGGCCCUUCGCUACACGCCUGAGGUUGAAGAGCUCGGUAAGAAACUGGUUGAGCGGCUCAGAGAUGAAGACGAGCCUUACAUUGCUCUUCACUUGAGGUACGAGAAAGACAUGCUCGCGUUCACCGGUUGCAACCACAAUCUGAGCGCGUCGGAGGCCGAGGAGCUUCGCGAGAUGAGGUACAGCGUGAAGCAUUGGAAGGAGAAGGAGAUAGACAGCAGAGAGAGGCGGCUGCAGGGGGGCUGCCCCAUGUCUCCGAGAGAGGCGGCAUUCUUGCUCAAGGCCAUGGGGUAUCCUUCCUCCACAAAAAUCUACAUCGUUGCAGGAGAAAUCUACGGCAACAACAGCAUGGACGCGCUACAGAGAGAGUAUCCGAAUGUCUUCUCUCACUCAACCCUCGCCACAGCACAGGAGCUGGAGCCAUUCAAGCCAUACCAGAACCGCCUUGCUGCCUUGGACUACAUCAUAGCCUUGGAGAGCGAUGUGUUCGUCUACACCUACGAUGGGAACAUGGCGAAGGCCGUGCAGGGCCACCGAAGGUUCGAGGGGUUUAGAAGGACUAUAAAUCCUGAUAGGUUGAAUUUUGUGAGACUCAUUGAUUCUUGGGACGAGGGGGUGAUUUCUUGGGAGAGCUUCGCCUCUGAGGUGAAGCGUGUGCACAGUGAGAGAAUCGGGGCGCCUUACCCGAGGCAGGCAGGGGAGAUACCGAGACUAGAGGAGAACUUCUACGCGAAUCCUUUCCCCGGUUGCGUAUGCAACAGAACAGUGGUGGAACAAAAGAAGCAGGCGGACAGUAGUAGUAGUAGUGCAGGAGUUGCUUCACAAUGACAAGGUUAUUAUUGGGUUUGGUUGAUACUGUAUAGCACACCAUGGCAUUUGAGUUUGGUUGGUUCAAAUCAAGAGGAAAAGAGGUGUUUGGAGAGAGCAGUGCAAAGACAUGACACCCUUCCAGGAACGCGCGUCGCAGCAGAUACGCAUUGCCAUGUUUGUACAGUUGGUCGAAUUUUGGUGGCACGGCACAAAUAUAUACAUGCAUUCAAUUUAUUGUUUCAUAAUUUUAUUCCACAGAGAGAGCACAGAAUGUAACUAUUGGCAACAAAUGUGAUAGGAAAAUAUUCUCAAAGAAUCAUUCGUAUA
Salvia miltiorrhiza (redroot sage) is the source of this 2506-nucleotide messenger RNA. RefSeq names its product O-fucosyltransferase 19-like. The record is from RefSeq and is a predicted model, not a curated record. Gene Ontology annotation, cellular component: cytoplasm. The transcript has 8 exons. Lineage: Eukaryota; Viridiplantae; Streptophyta; Magnoliopsida; Lamiales; Lamiaceae. The coding region runs from base 242 to 2197 and encodes 651 amino acids.